AUGGCGCCAAACCUACCAGAGUCUGGCCGCAAGACGGCCAACACCAUCCAGCUGCCUUACCGUCAUGAAAAGCUGCCACGACUCGCCGAAGGCUCCAAGAUCCAAAAGCGUGCGAUUCCCCGCCGCCAACAACCGGCCUCGUCCAAUGAACGCCUCAUCUAUGUUUCGUCAUCGACACCGUUCAUGUCCGUCGUCAAACGUGUGCGGAAGCAACUUGAUCGGUCGCUGCAAGACCGGGCUCCAUCUACCAAGAAACUGAGUCUUGCCCAACGUGUCAAUCUCUUGAAUCGAGACACCAGCACCGUGGGCGAAAGCAAUUGCGAGGUGUUGGUACUGGGCACAGGAAAGGCUAUUGAGAAGACGUUGAGCGUGGCCAGCUGGUUCGAACAGCAGCCAGACUGUCAGGUACAAGUGAGGACGCGGACAGUCGCCACCGUGGAUGAUGUUGUGAUGGAGGGUGAUGAGUUUGGAGGAGACGACAGCCGAAAACGCAGAAUGAUGUCAACGACCGCCAUGAUACCCUACUCUGAUGACCCCGCGAGGGGCCCGCGAUCGUAG
Verticillium dahliae VdLs.17 is the source of this 558-nucleotide messenger RNA. RefSeq lists its product as uncharacterized. The transcript has 4 exons. The record is from RefSeq and is a predicted model, not a curated record. Bases 1 to 558 code for a protein of 185 amino acids. Gene Ontology annotation, biological process: tRNA 5'-leader removal; nuclear-transcribed mRNA catabolic process, RNase MRP-dependent; intronic box C/D snoRNA processing. Gene Ontology annotation, cellular component: nucleolar ribonuclease P complex; ribonuclease MRP complex. Lineage: Eukaryota; Fungi; Ascomycota; Sordariomycetes; Glomerellales; Plectosphaerellaceae. Gene Ontology annotation, molecular function: RNA binding.